Messenger RNA from Hemibagrus wyckioides, 4152 nucleotides. RefSeq names its product quiescin Q6 sulfhydryl oxidase 1 (gene qsox1). Gene Ontology annotation, biological process: protein folding. The transcript is spliced from 12 exons. The record is from RefSeq and is a predicted model, not a curated record. Lineage: Eukaryota; Metazoa; Chordata; Actinopteri; Siluriformes; Bagridae. Gene Ontology annotation, molecular function: flavin-dependent sulfhydryl oxidase activity; protein disulfide isomerase activity. Gene Ontology annotation, cellular component: Golgi membrane. Bases 110 to 2299 code for a protein of 729 amino acids.
AGAGAGAGAGAGAGAGAGAGAGAGAAUGGGAGGGCACACAGAGGGGAGAGAGCGCUGAAGUUUGUGUGUGUGUGUGAGAGAGAGACAGAGAGACAGAGAGAGAGCAGAAAUGGCGGUAAGCGCUUUCCCCGCCACGUCUCUCCUCUCUCGGUGUAAUAGGUGCGGGAUGUUUGCGGUGCGCGUGCGGCUCCUGUGCGCGGUGCUGUGUGUGCUGUGUGUCGGCGGGGUUCGGUCCGGUCUGUACACGGACUCGGAUCAGGUCGCCAUCUUGACUCCGGACAAUGUGGAUGCGGUUCUGUUCAACUCCUCUUCCGCCACUCUGACCGAGUUCUACGCCAGCUGGUGCGGUCACUGCAUCGCCUUCUCGCCUGUGUGGAAGCGGCUGGCGCUGGACAUUAAAGAGUGGAGGUUAGCAGUGCAGUUGGCGGCGAUAGAUUGUGCUGCUGAGUCUAACAGAGAAGUGUGUAUAAGAUUCAACAUCAAAGGAUAUCCGUCACUGAGGUUUAUUCCCGCGUUCUCCAGUAGUGAUUCUAUAGGUGAAGAUAUCAGAGCCUUCUCCCGUGAUGUCACAGAUCUCCGUCACCUCAUUAUUGAUAAACUGGAGUCCCAUAAAGAUCCUGGCCCUCCAGCCUGUCCCCCACUGGAGAAAACCAGUGCUCGAGAGAUCGACAGUUAUGUGGAGAACAGCAGAAGGCAGAACCAGAACCUGGCACUGGUGUUCGAGGAGGAAAAGUCCUAUGUGGGUCGAGAGGUGAUCCUGGACCUGCUGCAGUAUGUGAACAUCACGGUGCGUCGUGUCUUAAACUCAGAGGAAGAGCUCGUGUCUCGACUCGGAGUGACGGAUUUCCCUUCUGUUUAUCUCUACAACACACACACUAACUACAGCAGACUGAAAGUGCUCAAAGAAGCUCGUGUAUUUUACUCCUACGCUCUACAGAGUUUACCCGGUGUGGUGCGAGAGGGACAAACUCCUCCUGCUGCGAGAGAUUUAAUCAGGAACAAGACGGAGGAGCAGUGGAGACCGUUUAACAAGACACGUGUGUAUAUGUCUGAUCUGGAAUCUGCUCUUCAUUACUCUCUGCGAGUGGAAGUAGCGUCUCAUUCCGUUAUUAAUGGAACAGAUCUCACUGCUCUGAGACACUACAUCUCUGUACUGAAGAAGUAUUUCCCAGGCAGGCCUCCAGUGAAAAAUGCUUUAAAGGCAGUGAAUGAUUGGCUGCAGGAUCAGAAGGGAACAUCGAUCAACUACAGUGACUUCAGAGCGACUCUGAAAACCACAAGUCCUGACUCGUAUCUUCCUAAAGCUGUGAGGUGGGUCGGGUGUCAGGGUUCGAAGCCGCAAUUUCGGGGUUUUCCCUGCGCCAUGUGGACACUCUUCCACACACUGACUGUCCAGGCCGUAGAAACAGGGAGUAAUGACCCUCAGGAGGUGUUACAGGCGAUGAGGCGGUAUGUCGGGAGUUUUUUCGGUUGUCGUCCGUGUGCGGAUCACUUUCAGAACAUGGCUGAUGAGAGCAUGGACCAGGUGUUAUCUCCAAGCACCGCGGUCCUCUGGCUCUGGUCUCGACACAACCGGGUCAAUGCCCGCCUCGCAGGUGAGCUGAGCGAGGAUCCUCACUUCCCCAAAGUCCAGUGGCCUCCGCCGGACCUGUGCGUGUCGUGUCACAGCCUGAAGCCCAGUGGAGAGCACACCUGGCUGCUGCCCGAGGUGUUAGCCUUCCUCAAGACUUAUUACUCCGCCCAGCACCUCUCACACGACUACCUGUCUGACGAGAUCGCACCGUCGCUGACGGACAGACGCAAGGCCAGGGAGGCGGUGCUCCGGCAGGGACAGGAAGUGCAGGAACAGGAGAUGGUUGAGGAAGUAGACAGGGUUCCUCAGGACGAAAAACCGCUGCCUCGUAAGCCGAGCAUCGUGGGACUCAGGCUGCGUCAGUUCAGAGAGGACAUCGUGGACCUGGACUCCUUCAUCAUCCAGCACUACAAAGCUAAAGCACCGCCGAAGAGGCAGGACACGGAGGGCGAAGUGAAGCCACGCCCACAGAGCAAGAAGAGGACCAGACGUGAUCUCCCUGUACAGGAGGCGGAGUUGUUAGUGCUGGAGAUGGAGGCGGAGCCUGAGCCGUACGGUCAGUCUCGGAGCACGCGCUGGAUGUUCGUCCUCAGCGUGGGGUUCUCGCGGCUGGACGUCAGUCUGUGCGUGACGCUCUACCUUCUCUCCACGCUCUGCAUCGUCGCCAUGUGCCUGUACUUCAGGAUGAAACGCCGGCAGCGCAGGACGAAAGUGGCUCUGCCUUGAAGCAUAGGAACGUAGCAACGAUGCAACGGAUCACGUGACGAUACGCCGAUCACGUUUACUGACUGGAGGAAGAAAAAAAAUCGUAAUCAACACGCGCUGUAAUUUCAACCGCCACGUCGAUUCAUCUGUUAACCUUUCAGCUAGGCGUGGGGGCGGGGGCAGGGGCGGGGCUUCCUAAUGUCACGGCACUGAGCCGACACCUAGCGCUAAUCAUCUUGCUAACACAGAACGCUUUGAAGUCAGUCACUGAGGAAUCUGACAGUUUUCUUCUUCACCAUUAAAAAAAAUAUGCUAAUAAUGCUAACGUUUGUGGAUCUGCGAUGUUCUGCUUUCGGUGUGUGAAUCUUACAAGCGAUAGAACACUGGUUUUUGAUGCAAAACACGUAGAAAUAGUGUAGAAUUGGAGUAGGUACGGAGGCAGUGUGAAGAUAUUAGAUCAUUAUGCUGUAGCACACGAGCCUUUGAUAUUUAUCAGUAGAUUUAUUGUUACAUUUAGCAUAAAUAGCAUAAAAAGCUAGCUCUGAUCUCCGCUGUAAAUGUUUCUUAUAUAAUAAAAUUACAUUUUAUGAAAUAAUAUUAAAAAUAGUCUUCAGUCUGUCGCUACAAACGUAAACAAAACAUGUGAAUAAAAAUCCUGAGAGGGAUCGUAGCUCUCUCCCGCCCAAGUGGCCGAGUUUUCAGCGUUCUGUGUUGGUGUGAAUGACCGGAGGAAGUGAAAAUUCCAGGAUGAUUUCUGGGAAGUUUUCUCCGUCCUGCUCCGAGGUGAUUGAUGAAACAUUCGGUGGUUUGAUUUCUCCCCUCAGAUCCCAGCGCUGAGUGUUUUAAACACUGUGGCCUUACACUAGUCUUACAAUAAAUAAUAAACACGAAUAUUGUGGGUGUUUAUGGUGAUGGGCGGAGUCAGUGUCUGUAGCUUUAAUUACCACAUUCAUAACACACUCUGUACAACUGUGAGCAUCAGUCAGUGUCUAUUACACAAUGUAUCAUUACACUGAAUCAGAAAUAAAAUCUAUUUAAUUCUGAAUGAAUCUGAAACCAAUAAACACGCACGCACACACACACACACACACACACAUACAUACACACAUAUACACACACAUACACUGUAUAUUCACACAUAUAUAUUUAUAUUUUUUGUAAUAUUUGCAGUAGUGAGCUUUACAAAUAUAACACACUCCCUUCAAAUGUACAAAAAAUGUCCAAGAGAAAAGAGAAUUAAGUUUAUCUCACAAGUUAUAAAGGAGUUUAGUGACCGGUUCAUCAUCAUCAUCAUAAUCAUCAUCAUCAUCUAAACACUGCGCCGCUCCACACACACACACACACACACACACACCCCGAGUCUCUCAGCUUGUAGUUGCUGUUAGUCUCCAGCAGGGGGAGUGAGAGACUCUCGGAGGGAGCUCGUGCUCAGUGUGAAGGUCGCUGAACAUUAUUCUAUAUUUAUUGAGCUUUGGACAUUUUAUUAAAGAUAAUAGACAAAAUGUAUUUUAAAUCUAUUUUGAUAUAUGAUUGCCUUUAGAAGGUUCCUAACAAAGAUCUGCUUAGAACCCUAGGACAGCAGGUUCCUUUUAAAACAUGAUUCCAACUGGAACCAACAGGAACCUUUUUUAUGUCUAAGACUAGAGGUAUGGUGCAGCAGUCCAUCAUAACAUAUAAAUAAAUACAUCUGGAAAUAAAUAAAAAAAAUAAAUGAGAUACAAAAUAAAUAAAUAAACAGAUCUUUAAAGUAAAUAAAAAAUAAAUACAUCUGGAAAUAAAUAAAAAUAAAUAAAUAAACAGAUCUUUAAAGUAAAUAAAAAAAUCUUGAGAUAAAAUAAGAAAAAUAAAUAAAUAAAUAACCAAAUAAAUAAAUA